GUCCGCAAAUAAACUCACUAAAGAAAGAAAGAAAGAAAGAGCGCGCGUGUGAUGUGUUUGUGUAUCCUCAGUGUUUUUCUCUCUUGCGUGUUUCAUUUAGUUUAAACAGACUCUUGUUUCUGUGUAUUUUAAUGUUGAGAUGUACUGUGCUGUAAAUCCGUAGGAAGUGAUCUGUCCAUGCUGGAUAUAUUGAUGAUUUCAUCACAAAAAACUCUCAGGUGAAGAAAGAGGUGGCGUUACUGGAGACAAAGCUGAGGUCAAGAGGAGAUUUAACAAUGAAUCGAGAGGAUGUGGAUUGUUGUGAAUCUUCAGUGUAUGUGACUGAUGAUGGGAGUCUGGUUUCAGCGUGGAUGAGCAGAGAUCAGAGCCGCACACCACAGACACUGCUGGACUCUAAACUCUCUGAAGAGAAAUCCAGACACACACAGGACUCCGAUCUCAGUCUGACUUUACUCUGUUAUACUGAGUCAAAGCUCACAGACACUCAGGACACUACAGUGUGUGACAGUAAACAGAGCUUACAGGAGGAUCAAACCUCCACAGAGUCUCUGGAUUCUGUCUGUAACGCUGGAGAACAGCAGCAGAUCCUGCAGACCAAACUGAAGAUGUGUUCAGUUAAACUCAUCGACUGCACGAACCUCAUGAUGAAGAUUAAAACUGAACCCACAGAAAUCAAAACUGAACCCACAGAAAUCAAAACUGAACCCACAGAAAUCAAAACUGAACCCACAGAAGAGAAAGAUCGCACUGAGGAAGAUGAUGUUUUUAUUUCAUCAGAUGUGAAGAGGGAUUCAUGUCUGGAUAUAGAAAUAACGUCUUCAACGUCAAAAGAGCGACUGACAGCACAAACUCUUUCCUGCAUCACCUGUGGAAAGACAUUCAGCUCACAGAGACAUUUAGAGAGACAUGAGAGAAAACACACAGAACAGAAUCUCUUCACCAGAUCUGAGAUCAGCUUUACUACAUUACAAGAGAAGAAACUUCAUUCAGAAGAUCACAGAGAGAAGAAGAAGAAGAAGCAGUUUCACUGUGAGCGGUGUGGGAGGAUUUGUGUCUCUUCCUAUAAACUAAAUGUUCACAUGAGGACACACAGUGAUGAAAAGGCUUUCAACUGCACUGAAUGUGGAAGAUACUUCAGAACCAAAUCCAAACUUCAAGUUCAUCAGACAGUUCACACAGGAGAAAAACCUUACAAAUGCUCUCAGUGUGACAAGACGUUUGCUCAGUCAAGUUACUUACAAGCCCAUCAGAGACUUCAUACUGGAGAGAAACCUUACGUCUGCUCUCAAUGUGGAAAGAGCUUCUCCAAGUCAUCUAAUUUAAGAGUUCAUGAGAGAGUUCAUACUGGAGAGAAACCUUUUCACUGUAGUGUCUGUGGGAAGAGUUUUAGUCUAAAGCAUAACUUACUUAAUCACCAGAGAAUUCAUACAGGUGAAAAACCUUACAAAUGCUCUCAGUGUGACAAGACAUUUGCUCAGUUAAGUUACUUACAAGCCCAUCAGAGAGUUCAUAUUGAAGAGAAACUUCAUCACUGUAAUGUUUGUGGGAUGAGUUUUAAUCAACAUGACAAUUUAGUGAUGCACCUGACAAUUCAUACAGGUGAUAAACCUUUCAAAUGCUCUCAGUGUGACAUGACGUUUACUCAUUCACGUAACUUAAAAGUCCAUAAGAGAAUUCAUACUGGAUAAAAACCUCAUCACUGUAUUGUUAAUCAACAGUCAGUUUUUGUAAAGCUCCAGUGACUGUAAUAAAGUUAUGACAACAAAAACAUUUAAAUAUUGUUAAAAAACAAGUUAAUGAUAAAAUCAAGUAACCAGGCUUGGGAGGGUUACUUUAAAAGUGUAUUCCGUUACAGUUACAAAUUACUUCAUAACAAAGUAUUUAGUAAGCACAAUAUAAAAGUAAUGUAACUGAUAACUUUUUGAUUACUUAAAACAACAACUUUAAAAGGACUAUACAGGCAUCGGCUACAGUGUGGUAUUACAGAUUAGAAGGAAAUAAUAAAAACAUUAAAAAAAUUCUACACAAUCUACAUAUUAGUUUAAUAUAGGCCUACAUGUUGACUAAAGCCGUGAUCUUUCUUAAUUUGCCUGACUGAACUUGGACUAUUGGCAGUGGGAGUUCCCCUGCGUUACAUAGCAGCGAACAACGCGUUAAGUGAGAAGAGAUUAUGAAAGGAAAUUGUAGGUACUAAAAAGGGUACUCUCCUAAUUUCUACAGAUUUCAGCAUCACUAGAAGACUAACAAUUGCGAUCAUACAAACCACUAAAUUUUAAAGCAGUAAUAAACACUACAUACUAGGGUCAUUCUACAGAAAUGUCCACUUUUGGUAUGUCAAGAUGUUUUUUUUUCUAACAUUUAAACUUGGAUCACAUUAUUAGAUUACUCUUCGACUAUAUGAGUACAAAUGACAGCUUAAUGA
Misgurnus anguillicaudatus (oriental weatherfish) is the source of this 2422-nucleotide messenger RNA. The record is from RefSeq and is a predicted model, not a curated record. Lineage: Eukaryota; Metazoa; Chordata; Actinopteri; Cypriniformes; Cobitidae.